This is a messenger RNA of Lucilia cuprina (Australian sheep blowfly), 1873 nucleotides long. Its product is annotated as probable basic-leucine zipper transcription factor R. The transcript has a single exon. The record is from RefSeq and is a predicted model, not a curated record. The coding region runs from base 317 to 1858 and encodes 513 amino acids. Lineage: Eukaryota; Metazoa; Arthropoda; Insecta; Diptera; Calliphoridae.
ACUAAAUAAAACAACAACAACUAUAAUCAACAGCACCUUUAACUAUUAAGCAAAAAUUAUUAAAUUAAAAUUGAAAAUUUAAAAAUUAAAACAAAUAUAUAUAUAAAAUUUUAUGGGGAAAAUUAAAAACCCCUCAACAAACGGCAACAACGAUUAUAUUAAAGGUUUACUAAAAAAACAACAACAUCAAACAAAAAAAAAACUUUUAAAACUAAAAACAAAAAUUUCGCACAAAACAUUUAGAAAACAAAUAAAUUCAAUAACAGAGAGAGAGAUAAAGAGAAUUUUCUAAAACUCGAUCAAUUUAAGGGGUCCAAUGUUGCAGCAACACGCAACAUGUUUACAGCAACAUAUAAAGGAAACAACAACAACAAUUACCACUUCUACUUGGCCACAAACAACAAAAGCAAAAACCUCUACAGCAAUCAAAUACAAUUUAAUAUGUUUAAACAACAAACAUGAAAAUUCUCUUAAAACACACUUACGCUCUCAACAAGGGAUAACAGUUAAUCUUAAACUCCCUCUAGCUGCUGGCACUCAUUUAAACAGCAGCAACAACAAUGUUGCCCUGCAUAGGUCCUCUUCCUCAAACAACAUUAAGAGCAAUAACAAUAAUAGUAAUAAUGUUAAUGAAACAUUAGCAACAACAUGGGCCUUAAAUUUGCUAAAGACAACCAAGCAAAAUGCACAACAACAGCAACAACAGCAGCAGCAGCAAAAACCAACAGAAAUUAAACCAGGCUUAGCUAAUAACAAAGCUUUAAAGCCUCGUUUAAUUUUCUACACGGAAAACUCCCAAAAGGCACAAAUUUUAAAAGAAAGAAAACUUUUAAACGAGAGCAACAUGUUGCCGCUAACACAAAAGCAAGAAUCCUUAGAUUCACAAAAACAAGAAUCAUUAGAUUUUAAUAGUAAACGUAGAAGAGGACGUCUAAGGUUGUCUUAUGAAAUUAAACAAAAUUUGUUGAAAAAGGAAAAGCAGCAGCAACAGCCACAGCAGCUGGAAUAUAAUGUGCCAGCAAUAUUGUUUAUAAACAAUGUUGCUAAAGUAAUAACAACAUUAUUGUUAACAUAUAUGUUAGCGUUUAUAAAACAAAUAAAACAACAUAAAUUUGUAUAUAAACCACAACAACAACAACAAAAAUCCAAAAAAACCGUUAAACAACAACCACAACAAAACUCUCCCUAUAAAAAACCAGCAGAAAAUUUAGUAUUAUCUUUAAUAAAACAAAUAAUUAUAAAAACUAAAACUAAUAAUUAUAAUAAACAAAAACGUAAACAAACAUCAACUACAUUAUCAUCGUCUUCAUCAGCAGCAGCAUCCUCCAACUCCAACAACAAUCCCCUACUCCUUUAUGCCUUUCUCUUCUUAAUAACGCUCCUUAUACUUCCAUGUCAUCAACCCCAUAACGGUCUGGCCGAAGCCGCCAAACCUAAAUCGGCCACUCAACACUCUAACAACAACAUCAACAACAACAACAAUCAUCUGCAACAUCAACAGCAGCAUCAGCAGGAUAAACCGAAUAUCGCCUAUGCUGCUGGGGCAGAUAAUGUCCAUAUUGAUAAGCAGGGCACUGUCUUAACACCGCCCUCAUAUCAUGUUGUAUCAUCGCAAACAUCGAAUGAAGAGGAAACCGAAUAUAUACUCGAUUCGGAUGAGCGUAAUUUCGAUUUGGAAAAUGAGAGCAUAAAUGAGGUAAACGAAGACCAGGAGGAUGAUAUGCAGGAGCAGGAACGUGAUUCUUAUGAAAAAUAUGAUAAUGGUAAGUUUAAAUUAAAAAGCAAACUUGACAAAUUUAUAUUAAAGGUAUCUAUUAAUAAGAUUUUUUCGAUUUCAAGAAGUUUCUUAGGUUUUUAAUCAGUUUUGGAAAAU